Molecule: messenger RNA, 2717 nt
Organism: Pimephales promelas (fathead minnow)
Lineage: Eukaryota; Metazoa; Chordata; Actinopteri; Cypriniformes; Leuciscidae
Gene: chac2
Product: ChaC glutathione specific gamma-glutamylcyclotransferase 2
Biological process (GO): glutathione catabolic process
Cellular component (GO): cytoplasm
Molecular function (GO): glutathione specific gamma-glutamylcyclotransferase activity
Source: RefSeq, a predicted model, not a curated record
UAUCCAGCUUACACAGACUAUGGUUUAUAGCUUCAACUAAUGGCGUACAGAUUUUAACGCUGUUUCAUGACAGCUUUUAAAUUAGACGUCAAACGACGUCAAGGGAGGAAACUUGAUGCGAGGUAUAUUCGGCUAUGCCCUUGCCAAGUAACGUGUGUUUCUUUUGUAAUCUUCAGUGAUACAAAACAACUAACAGAACACGAUAUGCCAACCCUGUCAACAACACACCUAACUCAGUGGCACGCACACAGGCCCUAAAAAACACGUCCAUCCACAUAUAAGUUGAGGCUGUACAGCAUGUGUUUAGCAGACACACCGUGAGCAGACAGCAGCAAAGAUGUGGGUUUUUGGUUACGGAUCUUUGAUUUGGAAAGUCGACUUUCCGUACGAGGAGAAACGAGUGGGUUUCGUCAAAGGUUUUAGUCGCAGGUUCUGGCAGGGAAGUACGGAUCAUCGCGGGGUGCCUGGAAAGCCUGGGCGAGUGGUGACAUUAAUAGAAGAUCCUGAGGGAUGCGUAUGGGGUGUUGCUUAUAAGUUGCCAUCAGGCCGAGAAAAGGAAGUGAAAGAGUAUCUCGACUACAGAGAAAAAGGCGGGUAUGGGGUGAUCACAGUCACAUUUCAUCCAAAAGAUGAAGAACACCAACCAAUGCAGGACACAUUGCUCUACAUCGGAUGCCAUAACAACCCAAAUUACCUUGGCCCAGCGCCUUUGGAGACAAUUGCUCAGCAGAUUGUGAAGUCUGUUGGUCCCAGUGGCAAGAAUUCAGAUUACCUGUUUGAGCUAGCCAAUGCCCUCAGGCAACUAGUUCCUGAUGACUUCGAUGAUCACCUGUUCUCUUUGGAGCGCCUUGUGAAGGAGCUGCAGAAGCAGGAGAUGGAGUGAUUGUCUAUGUUGUACUUAAUCUUCUUAAGAACUCAGGAAUUUAGUUAAUUUUCCCUUAUUUAUCAACUAUGACAGCUGAUGCAAACUAAGCCGUUACCAAUACUUAGAUAGCCAAUACUUUUCUGUUCUUUAAAUAGAAUUAUCCAAGGCAGACUCUUUACUGAACACUUGAUUUUAUGACAUAACGUUUAACAUUAUUCGUCUUUUGUGUUGAACAUUGAGAAACAUAUCAGGUACUUAAAUGGAUUUCAAUGUAUGCUGUAAUAUUUAUGUCAUUCCGUCCAUGAAAAUGCAAAAAAAAGUUAGUAGUCUGGCGAGGAAACUUCAAAUAUAUUACAAAGCCAUUUCUUAUUCAUUUCUGAAGUUCCUUACUUUCAAAUAAACCAUGGAAGGGUGAAUCUCAUGAACAUGUUUGUCACUUAAAAAAAAAAAUUACAUUAUAUAUAUAUGUGUGUGUGUGUGUAAUUUAUGAAUUUGAUAACAUGAAACAUUUUCUUGACACCAUUAAGAAUUAUUUUUGCUUCGUGUAACAUUAUUUGAAUGGCAUUUCAGUUAUGGUUUCCCACCAAAUUCACAUUAACAUGCUAUUCAUUUCAUGCACUUUUUUUAAUGUAACAUGGGCAAUUUUUCUGGUAUGUGUGGAUUCAUUGUAAUUAGGAUUAUAAUAUUUAUAAUUAUUUAGUUAACUAAUUUAACUAAGGCUUACCAGGCCUAUAUGGUGAAAACGUUUUGGAAAGUUUCAAACAGAAUUUAUGAGAUUCACCUAAAUUAAUCACUUUAUUUAUUAAGAAUAUACUUUGUCUGAAUAGUUACAACUGCACUCUUCCACAUGUCUGUUGUACCGAUAACAUUGUAUACUUGAUCUUUCCUGAAUUCACUACAAUGGUCCAAAUGCUAAUGUCUCUCCAAGAGUUUUUGUUUAUAAUAAUUAUACUAGAUAAUAAGGACUUUGAUAUUGCGAGACCCAGCUAAAAAAAAAAAAAAAGUAGCAAUAUUGUGGGGAAAAACAAGGUUUGCAUUUUUAAUUUAUUAAAAACAAUAACUCAUUUAUUGGCCUUGAGAGUAAAAUGAAGCAAACAUCUAAAAAAAGAAGAAAAAAAAAAGAAGAAAAAUCACUGGAGUUUUGGCACUAAGCUAAAUAAUGUUUCUGUUAUGUACACUCCCAAAUGUAAAACAAAACUAACCAUGGUAGAACCUGAAUAUCUUCCUAGCGCUGGGUGUGACUCAGAGAACAAUCUUAAGUGGUUAUGUACUGAGGCUGGAGUGAAUUGUGACAGAAGAACAAAAACAAUCCUGGAAUCUGUCACUUGCCAAUUAGUAAUGGCUCAAAACACCAUCACGCCGCCAUAAUUUGGUCAAACUACAAACAUGCACACUCAAACCAACAUGCAUGUGUAUCUCGCCGCCUUCCACAAACAAUUUUCACACUAAAUCUGGUCAGGCCGUUCUCACUAGAUGACUUGUCAGUCGUUUAUGCAUAGGUAAAUGCGUACGUACAAUACACAAAUGCAUACAUACACAUAUGAAUACACAAACACAUAGGACAAAACAAAACCCUGUUGUGAUGGCAAGUGAGCAGAGAGAUGCAGGACAAUGUCAAAGCUACCUUCCUACAAUAACGUCACAUUACUCAGACUUGCAUCCUCAUGUAAUGAUAAAAAAAUAGGAAGGCUCAGCCCCAAUAUAUACUUCGUCAACUUACUGAUGCCAGUCUAGCGUAGUGCAACAACAGCCAAAGAGGUGCAUGCCACAUCCGAUUACCACGGAGAUUUAAGUCGAAAAGAUGCUGGCUCUAUGUCACUCAACCGAGAAUCGCAUGCUCCUAGCUGUAAAA